ACCGUCGUCGUCGUCGUCGUCGUCGCAAGCCGAUUGACCAGCAAACUCAACCACCACCAUCACCACUACCGAACACCCGCAUCACCACCACAAAAAAAGAUGCCUGCGAGGUUGGGUCUCAGUGCCGCCUUCCGGUCCCUGUCCAUCCGGACAAACCAAUUGCCUCAGCAGCAAUCGAUUGCCGCCGCCGUGCAGGCGCGCACCCUCAUCACAGAUUCCACCACCUCGUCGAGGCUACCACCUAGAGUCCAAGUCCAGCAACAACAACAAAGGACACAACCAUUCUCGACCGAGACUACCCCUCCUACCAACAGCAACAAUGGCGACCUUGCCGGUAUUGAAGGCCAACCACCAGUAGAAGUCACCCCGGAGAACGCUGCCGCCCUGUCCCAGCUGUCGGAGAUCGCAUACGGUGUCAAGGCGGCCGACGUCGCGAUUGAGGGCCACAAGUACGGUUUGCCUACGCUGCCGCUGCCGUCGGAGCUGCACCACAAGUACCGCUACUCGGAGGUCGUCAACCACGCUACAAAGCUACUCAUGAAGGAUGGAAAGUUGAGCAAGGCGCAGAGGGACAUGGCCAUGAUCCUAAACUACCUCCGCUCCUCGCCCCCUCCCAAACUCAACCCCUCGCGCCCUCUGAUCCCCGGCCACCCCCCGGCCUCGCACCUGCCGCUCAACCCGGUCGAGUACCUCACGGUUGCCAUCGACUCGGUGGCGCCUUUGAUCAAGAUGCGCGGCUACAAGGGUCUGGCCGGUGGUGGUCGCUCUCUCGAAGUGCCGCAGCCCAUUCCGGCGCGCCAGCGCCGCUCCACGGCCUUCAAGUGGAUCUUGGAUGUGGUCAACAAGAAGCCGAGCAAGGGAUCCGGUCGCACCAUGUUUGCGCACCGCGUGGCUGAGGAGAUUGUGGCUGUUGUCGAGGGCAGGAGCUCGGUCUGGGAUAAGCGGAUGUUGAUUCACAAGCUGGGCACGGCCAACAGAGCCAACUUGAACUCGCCGGCGCUGCAGUUGAAGGGCAAGAGGUUCUGAGGUUGAUUCUUUGAUUGAUUGACACCCUGUUAAGCCAACAACAUAGCGAAGCCAACCAAUCUCUGACCGACCCCCUUUUUUCGGUGUAUACUAGUUUGUUGUGUGUAUGGAUAUGUAUGCUACUACUUUGCUGCUGCUGCUGCUGCUGCUGCUGUCGCCUCUGUGAU
Molecule: messenger RNA, 1193 nt
Organism: Neurospora hispaniola
Lineage: Eukaryota; Fungi; Ascomycota; Sordariomycetes; Sordariales; Sordariaceae
Product: ribosomal protein S7 domain-containing protein
Exons: 2
Coding region: 100-1026 (308 amino acids)
Biological process (GO): ribosomal small subunit assembly; translation
Cellular component (GO): mitochondrial small ribosomal subunit; ribosome
Molecular function (GO): structural constituent of ribosome; rRNA binding; mRNA binding
Source: RefSeq, a predicted model, not a curated record